UGAGUGGAUUCCAUUGAGCAGCAUACUGCCAUGCCUCCACGACCAAGCCCACCGCGUCUUACUCACUUUCUGUGUCUCCCACUCGUCACGCCAACCUCUCGUUCUCAACUUCAAAACUCACUCGCCACCUUUCGAGACAAGGUCACGGGAAUUUCCACACCAGAACUUCCAAAUGGCAUACCCGAGAAAGCCAUCAGACCUUUGGGCACAUUACAUCUCACGCUGGGCGUAAUGAGCUUGCUGUCCCAAGAACGAAUAGACAGCUCGUUAAAAUUAUUGAGGGAGCUUAAUCUGAAAGAGCUUCUUUCAUCUUCAAAUCCAGAUGAAACAAGCAACCCAGUCGCUCAGAGCAUGUCGAAGGCCAAAGCGAUAGCGAAUGACAGUGAGGAGGCAAAGCCAUUGCAGGUUACAUUGAAAGGGCUUGAGAGCAUGCACACAUCGUCAAAAACCUCAAUACUUUACUCGGCCCCAGCCGACGACGAUCGGCUUUAUCCCUUCUGCCAAAAGCUUAAAGACAUAUUCACAGAAGCCGAGUUUAUUCUUGUGGAGAACCGUCCAUUAAAGCUCCACGCUACGAUCGUCAAUACAGUCUACGUUCCUGGAGUUAGAGGCAAAGGUGGUCACGGCAGGAGCAAGGCCAAAUUAAAUUUUGACGCGCGAGAGAUUCUGGAGGAUUUCGAAGACUUUGAAUGGAUGAUGAAUGUGAGGAUUGAGAAAGUGGCUAUUUGUAAGAUGGGGGCGAAGAAGAAUGAAGAUGGUGAAGAGGAGUAUGUUGUUGAGGGAGAGGUUGAGAUGCCCUGAUUAUGACAAAUUAACAAGGAGUUCAGCGGUAUCCGGUCGAAACGUGAUCUAAAUAAGGCCUCUUUUCUCUCGGGACGAGAUUAUGAGGCGAAGACGAGUAUAAUUAUGUUGUUGGUGUGGGCGGGAGCCGAGGACGCCCUGAUCCUUACAAAUCAUCCAGGAGUUCAUUGGCAUCUGCUUCGUGUAGCCCAAAAUUGAUCUAAACAAGAAAUUAUCUCCCGGAACAUAAAUAUGAGUGGUCCGUCAUCGAAUGGGUACGUCCAAUCGGG
Molecule: messenger RNA, 1070 nt
Organism: Hyaloscypha bicolor E
Lineage: Eukaryota; Fungi; Ascomycota; Leotiomycetes; Helotiales; Hyaloscyphaceae
Exons: 2
Coding region: 31-801 (256 amino acids)
Biological process (GO): DNA alkylation repair; regulation of DNA-templated transcription
Cellular component (GO): nucleus
Source: RefSeq, a predicted model, not a curated record